AUGGCUAUCCCUGCAUUAUCCAUGUUUUCUCUUGUAUUUUUCUUCUUCAACUUUUGCCUUCAAGGAGUGUAUGGUGACUAUGGAGGAUGGGAGAGUGCUCAUGCUACCUUCUACGGUGGAGGCGAUGCGUCUGGCACAAUGGGUGGUGCUUGUGGAUAUGGAAACCUGUACAGCCAAGGUUAUGGCACAAACACUGCAGCACUAAGUACUGCUCUAUUCAACAAUGGGUUAACUUGUGGUGCGUGCUACGAGUUAACUUGCAAUAGUGACCCCAAAUGGUGCCUCUCGGGGACCAUAACAGUCACAGCAACAAAUUUUUGCCCUCCCAACCCAUCUCUGCCUAACGACAAUGGCGGGUGGUGCAAUCCGCCCCGCCAGCACUUUGAUUUGGCCGAGCCAGCUUUCUUGCAAAUUGCUCAAUACCGUGCUGGAAUUGUUCCGGUCUCUUUCCGAAGGGUGCCUUGCGUAAAGAAGGGAGGAAUAAGAUUCACAAUAAAUGGUCAUUCCUACUUCAACCUUGUGUUGAUAACCAAUGUUGGCGGCGUGGGUGACGUACAUUCAGUGUCGAUCAAGGGCUCAAAAACAGGAUGGCAACAAAUGUCAAGAAAUUGGGGCCAAAACUGGCAGAGCAAUUCCUAUCUAAACGGCCAAAGCCUCUCAUUUCAAGUCACCACAAGUGAUGGAAGGACCGUUACCAAUAACAACGUUGUCCCAGCUGGUUGGCAAUUCGGACAAACAUUCCAAGGCGGACAAUUUUAG
Molecule: messenger RNA, 759 nt
Organism: Fraxinus pennsylvanica
Lineage: Eukaryota; Viridiplantae; Streptophyta; Magnoliopsida; Lamiales; Oleaceae
Source: the annotation of a GenBank genome assembly